AUGACCGAUAAUUGUCAAGACGUGACCCCCUCUGCCUUCGUACCCCAGCCUCUGAAGGUAGUGGUUAUCGGGGCAGGUAUAUCAGGAAUCCAAUUCGCCCAUGAAAUCACGACACGAAUGUCCAACAUCAAGCUCGAAAUAUACGAAAAGAACCCCAAACCAGGCGGAACCUGGUAUGAGAAUCGAUACCCGGGAUGCGCAUGCGACGUACCCGCACACGUAUACCAGUAUAGCUGGGCGCCCAAUCCAUGCUGGUCGAAGGCCUACGCUCCCGCCCACGAGAUCUACGCCUAUCUUGAAUCUGUGGUUGACAAACAUGAUCUUGGAAAGUUUAUCCGUUGCAAUCAUAGGUGUAUCUCGGCGGCAUGGAACGAGGAGAGUUCGCUGUGGACUACGACGUUUCUGGAUGAGAGGUCUGGUGAGGAGACGGUGGUCCGGUCUGAUGUUUUGAUUUACGCUGUUGGCAGGUUGAAUGACUAUCGGAUUCCGGCGUUUGAGGGGCGAGAUAAAUUCAAGGGUCGAGUGUUUCAUACGGCCGCGUGGCCGGAGGACGUGGAUAUUCGUGGGAAGCGGAUUGCUGUACUUGGGAAUGGGGCCAGUGGGAUUCAAUGCGUGGCUGGUCUUCGGGAGGAAGCUGGAGAGAUUCUCAAUUUGGCACCACACCCGACGUGGCUUGGGCCUGAGCCGUUCGUUGAGAAUCGUGAAUAUGGCGAACAGGAGAAGCUCCUGUUUCGGAGAAACCCUCAAGCUUACCAUGACUUCCGAAUGGAAGUAGAAAAGGCAGCAUUGCCGUCCUUUGCUUUCCUCUGGAAAGAUACCCCUCCCAGCAAAAGCCUUCGUUCUCGUGCGGAAUCAUACAUUAAGACCAAAGUAGAGGAUCCGGAACUGCAACAAAAACUGACCCCAGACUAUACCCCCGGAUGUCGUCGAUGGGCCCCUGGCGAGCAGUACAUCAAUGCAGUACAACAACCACAUGUCAAGCUAAUAGAAGACCACAUGGCUGCUCUCACAGAGAAUGGAUUUCGCACUGCGCAAGGGGAUGAGUAUGAAUGUGACAUGAUCGUCUGUGCAACGGGGUUCAGUCUAUAUAACCCACGCGUCCCUGUCGUCGGACGCAACGGUAUCACCCUCGCCAAUUGCUGGGGCUCGGAGGGCCCGUGUGAGAGUUAUAUGGCAGCGGCGGUGGCACACUUUCCUAACUUCUUUGCAUUCCAUCCACCCAACUGCCCGAUAAACGGUUCCGCAUUCCCCGGUAUCGAACGGACAGCAGAUUAUAUCGUAAGAGUCCUUCAUCGUCUUCAAACCGAUCGUCUCCGGUCUGUGAGUGUGCGACCCGAAGCCCAACGCGACUUCAACAGAUGGGUUCAGUCUCAGAUGUCAGGCAUGGUGUGGUCUGAUUCCUGCAAUUCAUGGUACAAAAAUAAAUAUGGCAAGAUUAUUGUUCCCUGGCCUGGAACUACCAAUCACUACUUUGCUGCUACGGAGAUCGUACGCUGGGAAGACUUCGACUUGGUGUUCGAGGAUCCGGCGCAGAAAUAUAUGAGCUUCGGGAAUGGAGUGACGAUGGAUGGUUUCAAGCCGGAGUCGAUACCAUGGGUGCAACCACCGGAGUAUGUGAAUUAA
This is a messenger RNA of Aspergillus pseudonomiae, 1623 nucleotides long. RefSeq names its product flavin-containing monooxygenase. Lineage: Eukaryota; Fungi; Ascomycota; Eurotiomycetes; Eurotiales; Aspergillaceae. The transcript is spliced from 7 exons. The record is from RefSeq and is a predicted model, not a curated record. Bases 1 to 1623 code for a protein of 540 amino acids.